This is a messenger RNA of Aphanomyces invadans, 1232 nucleotides long. RefSeq lists its product as hypothetical. The record is from RefSeq and is a predicted model, not a curated record. Gene Ontology annotation, molecular function: sulfurtransferase activity. The transcript is spliced from 5 exons. The coding region runs from base 17 to 652 and encodes 211 amino acids. Lineage: Eukaryota; Oomycota; Saprolegniomycetes; Saprolegniales; Verrucalvaceae.
GGGAAAAUCGGACGCGAUGCUGCUGGAGAACCUUCUCGCGCGAGUGCGGCACGCUGGGUCGUCCAAGCAUGUGAAUGUGGUAGCGUACUCUGGCGGAGUGGACUCAUCCUUGGUGGCCGCGCUCGUGCACCGUGUCUUUCCUGAAAACAGCAUUGCAUGUCUUGGGGUGUCCGCAGCUUUGUCCCAGGACCAGCUCACACUGGCACGAGACGUGGCAACGGCCAUUGGCAUUCCGCUAUGGGAGACACGUACAAGCGAAGGAGAGGAUCCCCGCUACGUCGAGAACAAAGGCCAAAGUUGCUACUAUUGCAAGACGAAUCUGUAUACAACAUUGAGCCAAGUUGCCGAACGCGUGAAAGCCCAAAGCCCAGGCGUGGCCCCAGUAUUGUUCAACGGGACAAACGCCGAUGACAAAUUUGAUCCCACGCGACUUGCUGCCACAGAGUUUCAAGUCGUUAGUCCGCUGGAGAAUCUCACCAAGGCGAGCGUGCGGCAGAUUUCGAAACAGAUCGGCCUUCCCAAUUGGAACUACGCCGCUUCACCGUGUUUGCGUUCGCGACUGGCAUUUGGCGUCGCAGCAAACCCCGUACGAACGAAAGCACGACAUCCCUUCUUUGGGUAUCCAACACUAGGACCACCUCGCGCGGAUUGAAAAAGCCGAACACGCCGUUCGCUCGACGGUCGCCCUCACCCCCGUGGACAACUUGCGUGUUCGGUUCUUAGCCCACAACCGCGCGGCCGUCGGUGCGUUUAACCUGUGAAACAUACAUCAACGCACUCCUGACCGCCUUGAAGAACUGGACGCGGCGACAGUUCGAGCACUGCUGCCACGUCAAGUUGAUGCCAUUCAAGUGAUUUGCAAGGAGCUGGGUACUUUUUCAGACCGCUGCAUGCUUCAUUCCUCUGAAGUGCCGCGUAGGGUUUGAUGAUGCUAUCGUGCGUCCGUUCAAGAGCGGCAGUUUGUCUGGAUUCAGCGCCGCGCCGUAGGUUGUCGCUGUCGGCGCGUCCAGCACUUCUUGACUGCACAUACAUGGAAUUCAAUUUUACAUGCAAUGCGGACGGUCCGAAACAGCACGGAUGAUGCAAGAAUAGAUAGCGACCAACGAUGCGUAGCACAUCGAGCCCACCGAAUGGGAAUAGCAUGCGCGCUUGGACGCAGCGGCGGUGGAAGCGCUUUGGCUUUGCAUGGCACCGUCCUGUGGCGCCAAACCGACUUGGUGACGAGGCGCGAA